Messenger RNA from Funneliformis geosporum, 1076 nucleotides. Lineage: Eukaryota; Fungi; Glomeromycota; Glomeromycetes; Glomerales; Glomeraceae. The record is from the annotation of a GenBank genome assembly.
CCAUGGGUUUAGCCCUUAACGAGGAAAAAAAAGAGCAAAAAGCCAUUGAAUUUUAUCAACUAAUGUCUAGUUUACGCUUUAUUCCCAGCACUCCCACCCUUUUUCAUUCCGGGCUAAAAAGAGCCCAAUUAACCAUUGGGGCUUCGGUCAAAAGCAUUAAUAUAGAAACCUCCGGGAUGAUAAGUUUUUUAAAAGGUGCCGAAGUUACUACUCAUAUGAUUAGCCGUUCCGGACGCCGCCGCGGGGCGACCGCCGCUUACCUGGAAGUAUGGCACUUAGAAAUUGAGGAUUUUUUAGAUUUACGCCGCAAUGUCGGCGAUGAAAGAAGAAGAACCCACGACACUCCCGAUUUGCAUCAUAUUUACGGGCUAAAAUUUGCCGAGCGUUACCUUUACUAUGAACAAGAAUUUCAAGUAGGGAAAAUUAAACUGGCUAAGCAAAUUAAGGCUUUUGAACUUUGUAAUAUUCGCUCUCCCCAGGACCAUUGCGGGGUAGUCCAUUCCUCUAACCUUUGUACUGAAAUUACUCUUAAUACUUCGGAAAAAGAAACCGCGGUCUGUAAUCUUGGUUCGGUUAACUUGGCCCGCCACCUAAAAAAGGAAAACCAGCCAAUUCAAACUGAAAUAGCUGCUGUUGAAAAAAUACUCCACCAAACAAGAUUAAAUUUAUCUCAACUGACUGACGAAAAUAGGGGAAAAAAAAUCCCAGUAGCCAAAUUUGAGUUAGAAGCAAAAUUACUGGCACUAAAAAAACAAUUACAAUUUGAUGAUAAUUUGUUACAGGAAACCAUUACUUUGGCUAUUCGCAUGCUUGAUAAUGUUAUUGACCUGAAUUCUGAAUUAUUUACUGAACUUUGUCCGGAGGCGGAGUAUGCUAAUUCCCAGCAUCGACCAAUCGGCUUAGGCAUGAUGGGCUUUCAGGAUGCUCUCUUUGAAUUAGCUAUUAAUUAUAAUUCCCCCGCCGCCUUAAAAUUUACUGAUGAACUAACCGAAAAAUUUUCCUAUUAUGCUUUGGCAGCCUCUUGCCAAUUAGCCGAAGAACGAGGAACCUACGCCAGUUAUCGGGGUUCUAAAUGA